UCUGGGAAGCCGACUGGACGGAGAUGGGGAGACCCUGGAGCCAUGCUGCCCCAUGGCUCGCUCUUUACUGCUAACUUUGGAGUAUGGAGGUGCCCAGGUCUACGAAGUACACCAGUCCCGUCGCGGGCAGAGGAUGGGAGUCAUUGUCCCUAGGUUCUAGUCCCCUCACUUGCAUGGAUGUCGAGUGGCCUAAGCCUCCGGCCAUUUCUUUACCAGGGCAUCAGUUUUCCCAUUCGUAAAAUCGAGGGUUAGGUCUGCUGAGCGCUACUAUUCCAGAACUGCAAUGGGGUGCAGAGGAGGGGGCGAUGGGGACCUACACGUGACCUCCCUACGCUGGGCCCCGCCUAUCCCUUGUCCAUGGGAUGCAAGCGCCCCACGAGGACGCGCGGGAGUGGGUGGAUCCUUUAGAAGCAUGACCCGACCGCCCUUGGCAGCGGCUAAGGCGGAGCGCGCAGUUCGCGGGCUAGUCCUGGCAACCUCACCAGAGGAGGAUGGGGACCGCAACCCUGGCUUCGCACGGGGCCACCGUGAAGGCCAGGGCGGUGCAGAGACUUAGCGUGUGACUGGGAGGAUGGACGACAGGACGGGAGACAGCUAACGGGGUUCCCUCUCCACUCCCGGUCCUCGGAGGCUCACAUCGCAGGUCCCGAGUGGGCUCCGACGACAGCACUGCAGCGCGGAACUAAUCUUGGGCCAAGAUGAGAAUGCCAGCGGCCCAACCCGGGGCCGUGGUCAGAACUGGCCGCAUUCUGCCGCGCUGAGGGCGUGAGGCUGAGAGGGGCGCAGGCAACCAGGUUGUGCUUGAGCUCACUGACAUGGUGAGGGAGGAGUGCAAGGCGCUGCUGGACGCGCUCAACAAGGCGACCGCAUGCUACCACCACCUGGUGCUGACCGUCGGCGGCUCGGCGGACUCGCAGAACCUGCGCGAGGAGCUGCAGAAGACGCGCCAGAAGGCGCAGGAGCUGGCGGUGGCUACCGGAUCCCUCCUGACGACCGCGCUGCGAGACAAGCACCUGGACGCGGAGGAGCGCUCCGAGUUCCAGCGCCUCUGGGUAGCCUUCUCUGGCUGCCUGGAACUGCUGGAAGCUGACAUGCAGCGAGCGCUGACGCUGGGCACCGCCUUCCCACUGCAUGCCCCACGGCGGCCGCUGGUGCGCACUGGUGUGUCCGGCCGCUCUGCUAGCGUAGCGGCGCGCGCCCUGAGCGUCCGCAGCCUGCGGCACGACGCGGAGCCGGACUUCGACGUGGAAGAUCUGCGCAAGCUGGAGCGGGAGAUCCUUCAGGUGGGCAAGAUGAUCCACGACAUGGAGAUGAAAGUCAACGUGCCCCGCUGGACAGUGCAAGCCCGGCAGGCGGCGGGUGCCGAGCUUCUGUCCAGUGCUGGCGCCUCCACGGCCGGCUUUCUGUCCGUAGAAGAGCGCACAGGGCGGUGCGACCUGAGCAAAGCCCUGGCUGCCACAGUUUUCAGCGCCGUGCUGCUGGCGGCUAUAGCCCUGGCGGUGUGCGUGGCGAAGCUGAGCUGACUGACACCCGACGGCCCCCGCCUUCACCACUGCUCCUUCCCCAGAGACACUCCUUUCCCAGAAUGACCUCUACCACCAGGACUCAGGAUGGGAGUGGAAUCUGGCGUGGUUAAGAGGAGCGGUCCUAAAAUUCUGUGUAUGUAGGUGUACACGCGUGUUUCAAGCACACAUCUGCCAUCAGAACGUAGUUCCCUCUGUCUGGACGGGGAGGAGUUAAUUGUGUGUGGGCUGGCAGGGCAUUACGGCUAACGUCCGCAGGAGCUUUAUCGCUUUAUCCCCUAUUAAUAGAAAACCGUCCACAGUGACCCUAGAUUCCUCUGAGUUAAUGGGUUACCGCCUGUGCUGCUGGGCGUGUUUAUACUGAGUCCGGGCUUGGUGCCACCAUCCCUGCUGCCGACUCCUACUCUUUGCAUGGGGCAGUUUGAAAAAGGGGUUGAUGAAAUCAAGUGUGGAACUGUUUUGCGGGAACAAGGUGGGGGAGGGUUCUUCUGAAUGAGAGGCAGAUUGCAACAAGAUAUAAAAGCAGGGGUUUUGUUUGUUUUUGUUUUACCUUAAUCCUUUGGGGCCUAAAUUUAGGAGAGUGCAAAUAGAAGUUCAUGCAAAGUGCUUUCUCCAUGGCUCACGAUUGUGCUUCUUGACAGAGCUUACCCAUUAGUCACCAAAAUAAGAAGAGGUUUGGGGUGGUGCCCUCCUUGGCAGGGUCUGAUUCUGCUUAGGAAACCAGAGAGGGGCCCUAGAACCUGCCUUCAGGGGACUGAAGCCACUGCACACACUGCCUAUUUAAAAGGGCUCUCUGCCAGCCUGGGAGCGGUGCGAGCUUUGGGAAGGGCUGCAUGAUUUAGGCAGGGACUUUCUCCGCUUUGUCUUAUUUUUGUUCCAGAGCUAGACCAGAGUUUCUGAUCCUUCUUUUGGGGGAGGGCUAGGGAAUCCUCUUCGGAGCCCUUAAUCUUACCUAUCCCUCGGAAUUUGCUUGGCUGCCAGUAGGAGGGCUAGCUUUGAAAGGAGCCUCACUGCUCUCUGACCCCAACACUGCCCCCUGAUGGAAGUAUAGUGGCAUCACUGUCACACAGAGGUUUUGAGCCAAUUAGCCAAGUCUGGGUUAGACUGUUAGACUGUUAGACUUUUAACUUGGAAUGUAAGAACCGUUUUAAAAAUAACAAUCAUUUUAAAGAAAAAUCGCAUAACCACAUUGUGUACUAUCAAAGCUGUUUUUUUCCCUAAAAGACAUUUGGCCACGAAUAUAUGUGCGAAUGAGUCAAACAUAGCAGUCUUAAAUACUUUGGUUACUAAAUAUACAUCUGCAUCUAUUUUUAAAAUUGAUCUUGAAGGCAGAAGGUCAUAGCAAAAACUACCAAAACCAUAAGUGUAGACGACAGAAGUGGUCAUUGCUUUAAAU
Phyllostomus discolor (pale spear-nosed bat) is the source of this 2919-nucleotide messenger RNA. It is a transcript of the gene RGS9BP, whose product is annotated as regulator of G protein signaling 9 binding protein. The record is from RefSeq and is a predicted model, not a curated record. Gene Ontology annotation, biological process: detection of light stimulus involved in visual perception; G protein-coupled receptor signaling pathway. The coding region runs from base 816 to 1523 and encodes 235 amino acids. Lineage: Eukaryota; Metazoa; Chordata; Mammalia; Chiroptera; Phyllostomidae. The transcript has a single exon. Gene Ontology annotation, cellular component: neuron projection; photoreceptor outer segment.